Perkinsus marinus ATCC 50983 is the source of this 879-nucleotide messenger RNA. RefSeq lists its product as hypothetical. The transcript has 4 exons. Lineage: Eukaryota; Perkinsozoa; Perkinsida; Perkinsidae. The record is from RefSeq and is a predicted model, not a curated record. Bases 1 to 879 code for a protein of 292 amino acids.
AUGGAGGACCUCUAUAGAGAGGGAACUGUGGAUCAAGACGGGACCAAUGAAAACAACGCUGAUCGCGCGGCUGUGAUCAAGAAUAGAAAGGAGAGAACUAGCCGCUUUAAAGCUCAGCUGUCUAUGGCGUUGUGUUCGCUGCUGGCUACUACGAACCCUUCAAGGGUACUCGUUGUUGCUAAUAAACUCUGUACAGAUGAUAGAGAUUUGAUGCAGAACUUGAAGGUUAACGGAGUGGCUGUUGUUGAUGUGGGAGUAGGGUAUCGCGAGUGGCCGACGCUAUUGAAGAGCGCUUACCCCCGUCUCAAGUGUUGCCUGUUUACGUUCAAUAAGCUACUGAUUUGGCGGCUCGGGGAGGUGCUUCCGGAAGGGGAGAACACUCCUAUGGUAUGGUACGAUAGUGACAUUCUGUGGCGUAAAAAUGCCACGGUGGAGCUGAUAGAAAAAUAUGAGAAAAUGUACGAUGGGAAAGGAGUUGUGGCGGCCCAGUGGCCGGCUGAGUUCAUGAAGGGCGACGUAGUUCUCAACAGUGGGGUGAUGCUUCUGCGACCAAGUUGGGAGGUAUUCCAUAGACUUGAGACAGCAUGGUUUAAUGGGGAGUACAAGCUAGUGAACGAGGAGAAGACUGCUACUGGAGAUCAGGAAGUUGUCAGUAGUAUCUGCGGCGCUGAUGAGGGCGAGGGCUGCGGAGGUCCUUGGCUGAGAUUAGACGUGUGUGACAACUACCGAAGGUAUGAAUUCCAGAAACACUGCAAUGAAAGUGAAGUCCCGUUGUGGCAUCCUAAUCCAAGAUGGCGAAGAAAAGUGGUUGAUUUCAAGAGCGCGAAACAUGUCGAUAAGAUGCAGCGUGGCCAGUGUCGGCCGAAAGGGAAAAAGUGA